GAAAAUAUAAACUAAAAAAAUCAAAAACAGAGGAGCAGAGUUGAUGCGCUAGUCAAAGCAAAGAUCCCAACUUUAUUGAUCGAAUCCGCUUCAUUAGAGGUAUUCGCUUCUUCUUCGUCCUCCUUUCUAUUGGCUCUCUCUAGGUAUAUGCUAUUGAAGUUUUGUAGAUUAGGAUGGAGAACAAACCAAGUGUAUUAACUGAUAGAUACGAGGUCGGGAGGUUAUUGGGUCAAGGUACUUUUGCCAAGGUUUAUUAUGGAAGAAGUGUUCAUACAAACGAGAGUGUAGCUAUCAAGAUGAUAGACAAAGACAAGGUUUUGAGGGUUGGUCUUAGCGAGCAGAUCAAGAGAGAGAUCUCUGUCAUGAGGAUUGCUAAACACCCAAAUGUCGUUGAGCUGUACGAGGUUAUGGCAACAAAGUCAAGGAUUUACUUUGUUAUAGAGUAUUGUAAAGGUGGAGAGCUUUUCAAUAAAGUUUCAAAAGGGAAAUUGAGAGAGGAUGUUGCUUGGAAGUACUUUUACCAGCUUAUCAAUGCGGUUGAUUUUUGCCAUAGCCGGGGAGUGUAUCACCGCGACAUCAAGCCAGAGAACCUGUUGCUUGAUGACAAUGAGAAUCUCAAGAUAUCUGAUUUUGGAUUAAGCGCUCUCGCUGAUUGCAAGCGUCAAGAUGGUCUUCUCCACACCACUUGUGGCACACCUGCAUAUGUUGCCCCUGAGGUUAUUAACCGGAAAGGAUAUGAUGGCACAAAAGCAGACAUUUGGUCUUGCGGUGUUGUCUUGUUUGUGCUUUUGGCUGGUUAUCUUCCCUUCCAUGACUCCAAUCUAAUGGAGAUGUAUAGGAAGAUAGGAAAAGCGGAUUUCAAGUGCCCGAGUUGGUUUGCCCCUGAAGCAAAGAGAUUAUUGUGUAAGAUGUUGGACCCUAACCAUGAGACUAGAAUCACCAUCUCAAGAAUCAAAGAGAGUUCUUGGUUCAGAAAAGGUUUACAGUUGAAGCAAAAAAGGAUGGGGAAACAAGUCAGAGAGGCUAAUCCCAUGGAAGCUGGAGGUUCAGGUCCAGGUGAUAGCGGAGAAAACCACGAGCCACCGCAGCUUGGAAACCUCAACGCUUUUGAUAUUAUCGCCUUGUCUUCUGGUUUUGAUCUGGCAGGACUUUUUGGAGAAGUAUACAACACGCGAGAAUCUAGAUUCGCAUCUCGAAAGCCUGCUUCAGAGAUCAUUUCUAAGCUAGAGGAGGUUGCCAAAGGCCUGAAGCUGAAGAUAAGAAAGCAAGACGCAGGCUUGUUUAAACUGGAAGGAUCAAAGGAAGGAAAAAAAGGGGCUUUGUCGAUCGAUGCAGAAAUUUUUCAAGUGACUCAGACGUUUCACCUGGUUGAAGUGAAGAAAUGUAAUGGGGAUACUAUGGAGUAUCAGAAACUAGUGGAGGAAGAUCUUAAGCCUGCUCUUGCAGACAUUGUCUGGGUUUGGCAAGGCGAGAAGGAGAAAGACGAGCAGUUACCGCGUGGUUCUCAGGAUGAACCAGAACUAGAACAAAAUCGUGAAUCAUCGUAGCAGGAACAUGAAGAAGAGAAACUCUCAAGCGGCUUUGAAACAUGAGCAUCAAGAACAAUCCAUGUAAGCUGUGACAAACAAAAGCAGAGGAAAAAACGGCACAAUGCACAGCUUGAUUAUUUACAUUGCCUGCAAAAAGUGUAGAUAGUUGAUUGUUGUAAAAAAAAACCCUUUUGUUAGUUGAGCACUCUAUAUUAAUUUCUUAAGGUUUUGUACGUACGAUAGCAGGAGACAGAAAAUGUGAAUAACCAAAUCUUAUAUA
Messenger RNA from Eutrema salsugineum, 1809 nucleotides. Its product is annotated as CBL-interacting serine/threonine-protein kinase 2. The record is from RefSeq and is a predicted model, not a curated record. Gene Ontology annotation, molecular function: protein kinase activity; ATP binding. The transcript is spliced from 2 exons. Gene Ontology annotation, biological process: signal transduction; protein phosphorylation. Bases 174 to 1547 code for a protein of 457 amino acids. NCBI's taxonomy places the organism in Eukaryota, Viridiplantae, Streptophyta, Magnoliopsida, Brassicales, Brassicaceae.